AUGCGCGUCACAACUUUGGCGCCGCUGGGCUUUGCUGCCUUGGCCUUCGCGGCCCCGUCGGCCCUCAAUUCUAUGUCCCGAAACGCCCGGUCCCUUUUUACCGAAAGUAUGAAUUGGAUGGAUGACUAUUACGACCCUGAAGCUGGAUAUCUCUUCGACUUUAGUGCAACAACGGCGCUCAAUCAUGAUACUCGAAGCUCUGUCUGGUAUGCAUUGGGUUUAUUAGCACGGAACAAGGGCGAUGAUGCCACAGAGGCUGAAAAGAUCAUCACAAACGUGAUCCAUGCGCAAUACGAGGAUCCCAAGGACGAAUGGUACGCGACGUACCAGAAGGAGCCCGAAGAGCCCUACGUUGGCAGCCCGCACUACCCAGCCAAGAUCUACAACUCUUGGGAUCCCAACUGGCGUGGCUUUGUUGGUACAACGUUGAUCAUGGCUAUGGAGGAGUACUCUGCCAUUAUCAGCCAGUCAACUCAAAAGCUGAUCCUGCAGUCGCUGUACAACACUACUAAGGGUGAUGAAUACCGCUUUGGAAAUACCGAUAACACCAAGGAUAACCUGUACCCUGCGUACAGUAACCCGUCAAUCAUGCGUGCUUUCGUAUCAGGCUGGACCGGUCGUCGUCUCCACGAAAAGAACAUGACAACCAGCGGAGAAAAGUACGCAAAAGACAUCAUCAACCUCUUCAACCGCGCCAACACACUCUCCGAGUUCAACUCGGGCACGUACACAGGCGUUUCGCUGUUCGGUCUUCUUCUCUGGAGCAAGUACCUGCCCGAGGACUCCGUAAUGGCUAAAGAAGCACCAUCUAUGAUUGAGCAUACCUGGGAGGCUAUCGGACAGCUUUGGCACCCUGGCAUGAAGAAUAUCGCUGGGCCGUGGGAUAGGUCAUACGGGUAUGAUAUGAACCGCUACCUUAGCCUUAUGGCGCUUUGGUUCUGGACUUUGAUUGGAAAGGAGAACUCGUCCCUCAUUAACAAGCCUCAAAUCAUGUCUCAUAUGGCCGACUAUGCCUGGGGUCCUCUGUUCGCCAUCCUUGCAGACCACCACAAGCGCUUGAUCCCCAAGAAGGUUCUAUCAGGCCUGAAGAGCUUCUCCGGCGAGCAUACCUUCCAGGCCAGCGCGUACUACCCUCCCUUUGACAAGGUUCCCCGCAAUAUCACGACGUGGCUCUCUGACAAGCUUACCAUCGGCGCUGAGUCGUUUGAUGAGAUUGCUAUCGGCGGCCCUUCUCAAAAUCAAGAGGCGUUCAACCCCGCCGUGGUCCAAUGGGAUACUGGCAACGAAAUCUCAUUCAUCUCACUCUACCCAACAGAGACUGCUCUAGAGACUAAGGUUGGGCCCAGCCAGCUCACCCUAUCCUAUCCAACUGGCCACUCUGGCUCGAUUUUCUCUCUUCUCGUCGGCACAUUUAAGAGCAAGCGUACAAUCUCCGGAUGGGAAGACGUUGCAGGCCUCAAGGUCGCCGUCUCUGGAAAUGUGAACACGACGUAUGGUUUAUCUUUUGGUGGACACUAUGGCGGGUUUGAUUCGCCAAUCCGAGAUUUUGAGUUUUGGAACUUUACGUAUACUAUGCCUGCUGGAUUUGUCGGAAUGCCCAGCCUGACACUUGAUUUGGAGAUAUCAUAA
This is a messenger RNA of Fusarium keratoplasticum, 1629 nucleotides long. RefSeq lists its product as uncharacterized. The coding region runs from base 1 to 1629 and encodes 542 amino acids. The record is from RefSeq and is a predicted model, not a curated record. NCBI's taxonomy places the organism in Eukaryota, Fungi, Ascomycota, Sordariomycetes, Hypocreales, Nectriaceae. The transcript has 5 exons.